GCUCGGUGCAUGUUCUCAGCCAGUUUCCGUAAACUUUCAGCCCAGAAAAGACUUUCGCAGGAGCAACAUGCGUCUGCUGAUCACCGUCCUCUCCUUGCUGGUCACCUUUUGUCCUGCCGAGGACUCGUGUCCAGCAGAAGUGAAGGUCGUUGGAGUGGGAGAUUCGGACAGACUGGCCAUCCUCAGAGGCUGCCCCGGCGUUCCUGGAUCUCCUGGUGCAAAAGGAUAUAAUGGAGCGGCAGGAGAGAAAGGGCAGAAAGGAUCUACAGGAGAAGUUGGAAAGAUUGGUCCACAAGGACAAAAAGGAGAGAAAGGAGAAUCCGGAAAGCCGGAGUCAGGACUGUACGCUGCCAGGAGCUGUAAGGAGCUGCUGGAUCAUGGAGAAGUGCUCAGUGACUGGUACACAAUAUACCCAGAUGGCAGCGCCCCCCUGAGGGUGUUAUGUGAUAUGCACACAGAUGGAGGGGGCUGGAUUGUUUUCCAAAGACGCUUGGAUGGUUCAGUGGAUUUCUUCCGGGACUGGAAUUCUUAUAAGGAAGGUUUUGGAAGCCGCCUGGCUGAUUUCUGGUUGGGAAAUGAGAAUAUUCACAAGUUAACGUCUUCGGAUACGUGGGAGCUACGCAUCGAUCUAGAAGACUUCGACCGCGCACAAUAUUUUGCCAAAUACUCCUCAUUUCAGAUCCUCGGAGAAGAAGAGAAAUACAAAUUAUUGCUUGGAGGCUUCAAAAAUGGAAAUGCAGGUGACUCCAUGUCCUACCAUAACCUGAUGGGGUUCUCCACGAAGGACGAGGACAAUGACCUGAACAAAGGCGACUGCGCGAGAACCUGCUCCUCCGGCUGGUGGUAUAAGUCCUGCUAUCACGCCAACCUGAACGGCCUGUACCUGGCAGGGGAGCACGGCAGCGGCAAGAUGGCCUUACACUGGUACACGGGCAAAGGACUCUCCUAUUCCUACAAGAGAUCUGAGAUGAAGAUACGGCCUGAGGUAAAGAAGUAAACCAGGCCCGACACCUGCCAUCCACCCAGCCGGGCACAGCGCUGGUUGUCAGGAGUCCACAAGAUUAGGAAAAUCAUAGAUUCUAGUUUUUCUCACCAAAUAUCUCCUUGUUUUAAUAAAUAU
Bufo bufo (common toad) is the source of this 1120-nucleotide messenger RNA. RefSeq names its product ficolin-2-like. The record is from RefSeq and is a predicted model, not a curated record. NCBI's taxonomy places the organism in Eukaryota, Metazoa, Chordata, Amphibia, Anura, Bufonidae. The transcript has 8 exons. The coding region runs from base 68 to 997 and encodes 309 amino acids.